Messenger RNA from Bradysia coprophila, 1826 nucleotides. RefSeq lists its product as uncharacterized. Gene Ontology annotation, molecular function: structural constituent of chitin-based larval cuticle. The record is from RefSeq and is a predicted model, not a curated record. Lineage: Eukaryota; Metazoa; Arthropoda; Insecta; Diptera; Sciaridae. Gene Ontology annotation, cellular component: chitin-based extracellular matrix.
GUAUAACAAUAUCAGAAAAAAAAAUAUUGGCAUCAUCCUCAACACCUAAGCACACGGCAAUUCAAAACCAUCCAUCUAAUCUAUUCAUUACUUUCACUAAUUUCGAAAAGCAGUUUUUUGAGGAAAAAAAAAUCUUGAAUGACCAUCAUAUCAAUUAACCAAAUAUUUUCAUAUAUUAGACCGAUAAAACAUUUUGAUAAUCUCAUUUAAAAUACUGUUCUGAUCAAGUGGUGAUCAAGCUCUUUUGAUUAAUAAUAUAGCGAAUUUGGUUCGAUUUGGACGAUUUCAAAAUUUAAAUUUGAUAUACAUAAAAAAGACGGGUCCGAAUUGGUUUAGUUUUAACACGAGUUUUAUCGAUAUUUUUUCCUCUUCAUUAAUUGAUUAUUGGUAAUUAUAUUGGGUGUUACAAAAAAAACUCGUAGAAAAAAUUUCUGGCGUAAUCGUAUAAAUACAAUUUCUGUAACAAAAAUCGUACAGUUUCGCAAAGGGAUUAUUCGGCGCAACAUAUCAUCAUGAGAUCGAAAUUGGUUACUAUACUUCUCACUUUGUCUGUCUCUCUGGUUGCGUCAAUUAAUAAACCACAAUUAGACCUGCUGGCACCAUUCAGCAGUAAUGAAGUCCAGCCACAAGUUAAAGCAGAAGGUAGAUCAAGUCCGCAAAGUCCAGUGACGAAAACCGUGUACCCAGAUGUCUCGAAACUUCCAUUACAAAAUGUGAAUUCAUUUUCGCAAGGACGUUCUGCCGAAUCACAGUCAACUGAUGCUGCGGCACAAAUACUGCGGAGUGAAAGUGUAUUAAACGUAGACGGAUCAUACCAAUAUUUGUUCGAAACGGAUAAUGGAUUAAAUGUAAAGGAAGAAGGACAACCAAAGGAGAUACCUGGAAGUAAUGAUCUUGCUAUGCAAGUGCAGGGCGGAUAUCAGUAUACGGCACCCGAUGGCGAAGUGAUUAGUAUGAACUAUAUUGCCAAUGAAAAUGGAUUUCAACCUACGGGCGAUCAUAUACCCACACCACCGCCCGUUCCCGAAUUAAUACAGAGAGCAUUGAACUAUCUGCUAGCUCACCCUCCGCAAAACCAACAAUAGAACAAAGUCAUCGCUUGAUGGGAUACUUUAUAAUACCAAAAAUCUACAGAAAUAUACAAAUAUUUUAUUGAUUAGAUAGCUAUUUCUUAUAUGGUUAGACAUUAUUAUGGAACAUUACUUUAUCGAAGUGUUCGAAUACGUUAUUCAUUGGUAAAUGUUAAGUAUCUAAAAUACACUUAUCACCACAAUCUUAGAGCGAGGAAAAAAUGAAUUAUUGCAUUUAAUGACUUGGAUGUUAUGACAAAUUUUUGUAAAAGUGUAUUGUGGUAUAUACCAAUGAAAUAUGUAUUCCACCAUAAACCUUUAUGUUACUCCAUACAGUUUGUAUAUUAAAUUUUCCCAUUUAUAUUUUUUCCCUUAAUUAGGUGAGUUAACACCGUCAACCGGUAUAGAAUACAUACAAUAUCAUAAGAAUUAUUAAUGAAUUAAUUAUACGGUAAUAUUCCACGAUAAAAGAUUGUUAUCUGCCUUUCUCUCUCUCUCUUUUCUAUUUUUGAUAUAAUUAUCUCGAAUAAAUAAAUAUUGAUGGAGUAAUGGAUCGCAUUAUACGAAAAACUGGACCUGCAAAUAAGCUGAACUAAAAUAUAUUCGUACGAUAAAGUCUCAUGAUUAAUUCAAUUGAUAAUACAGCCAUCAACCAUAAAUCCUAAAUCACAAAAUCAAUGUUUUUUGGAUGUUUGUUGGGUAAAUAAUAUAAAGACGAAAUGUAGCGCUUUGCUGAAUAGAAUAAUAAUUCAUACG